Molecule: messenger RNA, 2452 nt
Organism: Dicentrarchus labrax (European seabass)
Lineage: Eukaryota; Metazoa; Chordata; Actinopteri; Moronidae
Gene: adrb1
Product: adrenoceptor beta 1
Exons: 1
Coding region: 337-1536 (399 amino acids)
Biological process (GO): norepinephrine-epinephrine-mediated vasodilation involved in regulation of systemic arterial blood pressure; adenylate cyclase-activating adrenergic receptor signaling pathway; positive regulation of heart rate by epinephrine-norepinephrine
Cellular component (GO): membrane
Molecular function (GO): beta1-adrenergic receptor activity
Source: RefSeq, a predicted model, not a curated record
CUGUUCGUGUGCGUUAACGUAUAAAACGCGCUACAGAAAUGAGACUGAAUGCGUAAUGUCAGAGGUUCAGCUGUUGUUUGCUCACUCAGCUUCAUUUUUCGGGACAUGUGUCCUCUGAGCGGCGUUGAUUGGUCCUGAGGAGCAGUGAUGUCACCGCCUGUUUAUGAUGUCCCGGCCGGUGCAGCAGCUCGUGCAGGCUGAAGGCUACAGAGGAGCGCCAGAUGGAGUUGGCGCGCGACGGGAGUUGAGCCGUGGCUCGUGCUACAGACUUGAAAGGCUGCCUCGCACUGCCUUGAUGAACCCGACCUGGUCCCGCACACAGCGCAGCAGCCCGUCAUGGGGGACGGUGGCGCGUCCUCAACGGUGAACUUCCAGAAUGUCUCGGGGAGCGGCGCGUCGGACGCACCGGGCUCCGCCGCGGCCGCGUCCGAGCAGUGGAUGGCGGGGAUGAGCCUGGUGAUGGGUUUGAUCGUCCUGUGUAUCGUGUUCGGGAAUAUCCUGGUCAUCAUAGCCAUAGCCAGGACGCAGAGGCUGCAGACGCUCACCAACGUGUUCAUCGUGUCGCUGGCGAGCGCGGACCUCAUCAUGGGGCUGCUGGUGGUGCCGUUUGGCGCUGCGCUCGAGGUGCGCGGUUCCUGGCAGUACGGCUCCUUUUUCUGCGAGUUUUGGAUCUCCGUGGAUGUCCUGUGCGUCACCGCCAGCAUCGAGACCCUGUGCGUAAUCGCCAUAGACAGGUACGUGGCCAUCACCUCGCCUUUCCGCUACCAAAGCUUGUUAACCAAAGCUCGGGCCAAAGCGGUGGUGUGCAUAGUCUGGGCUAUUUCUGCGCUGGUCUCCUUCCUGCCCAUCCUGAUGCACUGGUCCCGGGACAGUGUGGACACAGCCUGCUACGAGGACCCCGAGUGUUGCGACUUUGUCACCAACAGGGCUUACGCCAUCUCCUCAUCCAUUAUAUCCUUUUACAUUCCCCUGCUGGUCAUGAUAUUUGUUUACGCCCGCGUAUAUAGAGAGGCAAAAAAGCAGCUGAGGAAGAUCGACAAGUGUGAGGGCAGGUUUCACAACACCUUAACCGGACUGACCUCCAAGUGCAAGAAGAGGCCGUCUAAAAUCCUGGCGCUCAGGGAGCAGAAGGCGCUCAAAACGUUGGGCAUCAUCAUGGGGACGUUCACCCUGUGCUGGCUGCCUUUCUUUAUAGUCAACGUCGUGCGGGUGUUUUGCGCAGAGGUGGUGGACAAGGACCUUUUCGUGUUCCUAAACUGGCUCGGGUACGUGAACUCGGCGUUUAACCCAAUCAUUUACUGCCGGAGCCCGGACUUCAGGAAGGCUUUCAAGAGACUGCUGUGCUGCCCGAGGCAAGCCGACCGCAGGCUGCACAUCAGCUCCUGCGACCUGUCCAGGUGCUCCGGCGGGUUCGUCACCGCUCUGGAGCCCGGCGCAUUGGGGUUGUGGUCGGACUGCGCCGGCUUGGACAACAGCGACAGCAGCCUGGCGGGGACCGUAAAGCUCACUCACUCUCACUCUGAAUCACAGCUGUGAAGGAAACAAAUCAAAUAAAACUUUUUUUUCAGGUGGAUUAUUACAGCAGCCUGGAAAACAGAUAGUGACAUCAAAUGGGCGUUGACUCCUUGAGCAUGGGGUUUCUCUUUGGCAAAGGUAUGCGCAAGAGCCGUACCUUAUAGUCUAAGUGGAUCCCUUUUUUAUAUAUAUCUGCAUCGGAGGAGCGAAAUUACCAGAGAUGUAUUUGAAAGCCAUAUUUUUAAUGUUAUUAUAUAUAAUGGCCAAUGUUAUUUCAAAGGUUCCCAAAUUCUCUCCAGGACAGUUCAGUGCUGAGGAGAUGAUCCAAUUUGCCAAAUAAUAUCGACCCUGAAAAGGUAGUUAGAUGGAUCUGAUAAAUCAUAAUGGGUGCAUGCACUUAAAACAGGAUCCAGAGCGCACGCACGCUCCUGCGGUUUAUAUCAUUUCUUAUGUUAUUGAAUCAGCAGUUCAGUAUUGAGGAGGACAAUCUAUGUGGGUAUCCUAUUAAUCCCCCCCCCCCAAAGGAUGGGUCACAAUUCGUUCUUACAGUGACCGCUCGGACGCACUGUAAUAAACUGGUUGUUAUUUAAAAGCAUUGGACAUGAGAGAGGCAUUUGUCAGAGGGACUGUACUGUAGUCAUGUAGUGCUCACAAUGUGUUUUACCUCACAGACAUUGACAAGUGCAAUUUGUAUGACAGGUAUUUGUUUAUAUUAAACAUUUAUGUAAAAUAGGUGUAUUUAUUCCGCGCUGUCUUUUACAACCAAGAAAGUAAACGUGGGUCCGAUUCCCACGCCCUUUGUAUAUAUUAUAGUAUGUGGUGUUUAGUACUGAAGUGAGGAAUUUGAGCCUCUCUCUUUGUCUUUCUCCUUUUAGCUUGACAUACUGUUGUGAGGUGGUGUGUUGACUCCUGUGAAAUAAAAGGAAGUUUCAUUGUU